This is a messenger RNA of Acanthaster planci (crown-of-thorns starfish), 2443 nucleotides long. Its product is annotated as E3 ubiquitin-protein ligase TRIM13-like. NCBI's taxonomy places the organism in Eukaryota, Metazoa, Echinodermata, Asteroidea, Valvatida, Acanthasteridae. The record is from RefSeq and is a predicted model, not a curated record. Gene Ontology annotation, molecular function: ubiquitin protein ligase activity; zinc ion binding.
UAUAGACCAUAUGUCACAUGACUUGAUGGUGUUCUGCAUUCCGUCUGGCACCAUAUUUCUGGCAUUUGCCCCUUCAAAACACACAACUGACUGAGUUGGCUUCAAAGUGGGAAAUGCUGCUGAUGUUUUUUUCACAAAUUGGUUUUCCUGGCAUUUCAAAGAAGUGCCACAUGUAUCUUUCUGGAAUCUUUCUGUCAAAAACCAAAUGAUUGAACAUCAAGGCAUCGUGGUAGACAAGUCCUGCCACUUCUUCCACCAACGGUUUGCAGGUGAUUUUUCCAAGACUUCAAAGGUAAUAAUGGCAACAGCUCUUGAAAAAAUUGGUCGACAUCUUGAAUGUGAUAUCUGUCAAGAAAGAUACAAACGGCCAAAGGUCCUAGACUGCCUCCACAAUUUCUGUCAGAAAUGUCUCGAGGAGUAUUACAACAGCAGAUUCAAAGAUGCUCCAAAGAUUCCAUGUCCUAAAUGCCGCAAGGAGACACUGCUUCCUCAGACUUGCAUUCAAGAUCUGAAAACAAAUUUCCAUUUGAUGGGAAUCGUCGAAGAGGUCUCUGAGCAGGAAAAGUUGGACCGUUCACAGGAGAACAAAUGCCCCAAACACCAAGGGGACAGGAAACGGUUCUACUGUGAGACAUGUCAAGAGUUAAUCUGCAGUAGCUGUGCGGUGUUAGACCACUGUAAACCACAACAUCACUACAUUGACAUCGGAGAGGCUUCUCUCAAAUACAAACAUUCACUGAUAGAUAUGAUUUCAGAUUUCAGAGCAGAUAUAAAACAACUUGAACAAUCUUUGGCUGCUUCAUCUCAAGUUAAGCAAAAGUUAACAACAAAUGUCAUAAAGACUGUGAAAGCUGUGCAGACCACGGCAAGUAAAAUGAGAGCUGAGAUAAGAACUCAAGAGAAAAAGUUGAUAGAUGAAAUUCAACGAAUUCAGCAAGAUUGCUACAGAAUGUUCAAUGAGCAUCAGAAAACAGUGACCACAAUGCUUCAAGGAAAACAACAUUCACUGGCAAUGGCCAAAGAUUUCAUCAAUACCACAUCGGAGAAUUACUUUCUGUCCCUCUAUCCUGCCAUCAGCGAAGACUUGGAAUCACUGAGGAGUCCACAUCCUCCACAGAUUGAUCCCAAGCUUUCAUAUCUAAGAUUCUCUCAAGGUCAGAGGACUGAUGAAAUCAACUUGGGUAAGCUGGAGGUAAAAGCAGACAAGUGGGAGACGUGCCAUGAAUUUGGGAAAGCAGGAAUUGGUUGGUUUUUUAGUCAAGAAAAGCUCAGUAUGCUUCAAGGCAUUGCCGAGACUCAACCUGGUGAAAUUGCUGUGGCAGAAUGGAGUAACAAGCGAGUGGUAAUCUGCAGCAAUGAGGGACAACACAAGGAAAACAUUCCUCUACAAUCACCUCCACGUGACAUCACAGCUAUCCACAAUCAUGACAAUCAGUUGGUGGUUGUAGAUGACACCAAGUAUGUCAAGGUGUUCGAUAAGAAGAACAAGCUGGCCUUCCAGUUCCCCACAGUGCCACAGAGUGAGGUUGACAAGCCAGAUGUGGACCUCCACAGUGUAGCAGUCAGGAAGGACGGCACCAUCCUAGUGGGUGAUGUCAAGAGGAUGGUGUGGACGGAGCAUAGACCUACUGAUGGUCAGCUCCUAAACACCAUACCAGUGCAGACUCCACCGUACUUCCUGGCUGUUGAUGACUACACUGACAGUAUUGUGGUCAGUGGAGAUGACAAACAGAGAGUGAAUGUCAUUACUAGCGAUGGUACAACACUGUCCACAAUCUUACCGACCAUCAAUGGACAGCUGGUGAAUAACUGCAGUGCUCUUUGCUGUGACCACUCAAACAUUUAUGUUGCAGUGUACAACGAGAUUGGCACAGGUCACAUUCACCACUAUGACCUGGAUGGUGUUUUUCUUGCUUGCCUGGCUCAGGAUCUAUUGCUCCCACAAGGAAUUACGUUCACAUCAGGGGGGCAACUGGCCUUGGCUGACUGGAAGUCAGUCAAGAAGUAUCACAAGGUGUGAUGUCAUCCAGUGUGACACUGACUAGCAACCCCCUUCGUCAUCAGAAUCCCAAGAGCAAAUGUUGAUGAUGAAAUUGUUUUUUACUACCACGUAAAUAAACCUUCAUGCCCCAUCUUUCCAAAUCGCACACAUCGCAAACAUCAACAUCAUUAAUUUCUUCUCGUACUCUCUCUCUAAGAUGGUGAUAUUCUGUGAUUGUGCAUUUUUCAAAAUUACAGUUUUGUGUUCACUUCUUUCACUAAACAGAGACUUUGAAACACUUUGCAAACUGUUUCAUCCUCAUUUUUAAAAUGUAACCUUCUUACAAUCUGAAGGACUACUCACAUUAAAAUAACUGCAUAAGAAGUGUUUUAUAAUUGAUUGAAAUGUAUUUACUCGGACACUUGUUCACUUUUUUGCUGUUUGCAUGUGGUACAUGUAACU